AAGGGUUCAAUGAUAUGGUGUGUUAAUAUUUCCUUGUUAGGAUUAGCGUUGCGUUAUCCGGGGGAGACUUGGGUUACGCAUGGAUGUGGUCGAGGCACAUGGGACCAAGCUCUGGUAUUUACUCGAAUGCUCUACGUCAAUUGCUUAACCUUUCCCCCCAAUCGUCGUCACCUUUGGUCCAAAAUAGAGAAAACUUCUUUCCAACCAGCUCCUUUAGCCGAGGUUACAAUUUUGAUUAUUGACUGCGGAACAUUUGCCAGAGCUCUGUUUUCCUAAGCUUAGUUGUCGAACUUAGAACUUCGGCCACAAUGAACCAGGAGCCAGCAGAAGAUGCUGUCGAUUUGGUCAUGGCUGUCAUAGGAGUGGGCCGGAGCGAAGCUAUUCAGAAGUUGAAGGCAAACGGAAAUGACACUGAAAGAGCGAUCAACGCUCACUAUGAAAAUCCGAGCGCGGAUGAAGCGCAACAAAUGGGUCCUCUCUGGGACGAGAAUGCAUUUCAUUCGGACAAAACGAAGGUGGAUUGCCAGAAUCAAAACGUGCCGUCUUUCAAUCUCCGUCCGCCUUCCGAAACCCUAGGUUCAAACAUAUUUGGUGCUGCACCUUCUAGACCUCCUUCGCGAGUGAGCCAUCGGGGUGAUCGAGAUAUAAUCGACCUAACAAGUGACAGCCCCAAAGUAAAUCCUAAUCAUGCCUUGACUCACGCCGAGCGGGAAGAACAAGAAUUACAGCAGGCUAUGGCGCUUUCAAUGGGAGGCUUGUCACAAGAGAGUGGAGUAGCACCUGCGCCGGGUCCGUAUUUUGGGCCUGCAAGCAGAGAUCAUUACGACUCGAGCAAAUGGGCGCUGACCCAUACCGGAUCUACUCAUGAGAUUAUUUUGAAUCCUGAGCCCGCCGACCGCAAGCGAGAGAGAGAUGAGCCUCCCUUUAUGAAACCUUCGACGGUUGCAUUUUAUUUGUCUUCUUUGAUCACCAUCCUCCAUGCCAUACCGUUAGCAAGGGAAGCCUUGUUGCUACGUGAGCAUCUUUUGAAUGAUUAUGGUUAUAAUAGCGAAUGGUGGGAUGGAGCACCAGUACAAGUGCCGAGGGUCGUCAAUGUUGGCGAUCAGCAACAUGAUUGGGAGGCAGAUGAGGUUCUGUAUGAAACACAGCGGCUCAUGGCGUUUCUAGACUUGACGAAACGCUCUUACGGCAGUGUGGAGGUUUUGGCAAAUCUCAAAUCCAUUCAGGAUCAGAACAUGGAUGCCCAAUUAGCGAAUUAUUUGAAGGCCUGGCAGGAUGCAGCAAGCAGAAACAUUCCUGGUCGAAAUUUCCCAAGCCUUUUCCAGUCUGUUGGAGUUCGAAAAUCAAUGGGGGAAGAUCAGCAGGUUCUGGAUACGAUGCCAUUUUUUACCCUCGAUAUUGGUGUCGACGAAGAGAUCGCCGAUAAGGAUUUAACACUCUACGCGGCGCUCGACGAACUUAUAUGGAGUGAUACUGAAGAAGAUUUGCAAACCGAGGAGACGUACCUCGAAUCCAUUGGAGAUAUCUUUAUUAUGAAAGUCUCUCGCCAGAGUCCUCAGGGCUCAGGGCUUGGAAUUCGAAUUCCGGCUGUUUGGUAUCCUGACAGGUAUCUGGAACGAUGUAGAGAAGCUGCCACAGGCAUGCGGAUCAGCAAGGCGGAGAUUGGGAAGCUCAUACGUCAAACACAACAAAUUGAGACAAGAUUGACUGAGUUGGUCUGCCACCGCACUCCAACGAGGGAAAAUAAGGUUCUGGACGCGAGAAAGCUGCUCGAAACGGUUAUUGCAUCUUUUGAACAGGAAACUCUAUCAACAACAGACGAAUCCGUGGAAGGAUCAGAUGGUGCAUUACCUCCACCAACGCGCGCUUCAACAGGCUCAAUGAUGGUAAAAGAACUCAAGGCAGUCUAUGAGAGCGUCAAUUCGAAACUUAGAUCUUUGGAGAAGCAGAGAGAAGAAGCGCAUAACAUGCUCAAGGAUCUUUCGACCCUCCUUACACAGCCUAACGACAACGACCCUCAACAAUCUCCUACUGAGAAAUAUACUCUUCGUGGCGUAUCUACUGACCCCCAAAUCACUUAUGUCCUGUGUCCUUGUGAUCCUGAAGCCACAGAUAGCACACCUGAUGCAGAAAAUAGAGGUUGGCAAUGGUGGAAGCUAAGCUAUACUCCCACGGAUUCUAAGCCCGUUUCCAAGGUGAAGGUUCGCGAAACACAGGUGCUUAAGGCUGCCAGAGAGGAGAGUAGGUCAGCGCUCCUGGUUUACGCCAGCGAAACGGCAGCUAGCGGAGCGAGCAUUGAUGAACUACCAACUCCAUUGAAGAAGUUCGUCCAUGCCGAUAACCACACUUUUUCCUUAGAGGUGGACAUCCCACCAUCACCAGUCUCACCUCCCCGAACGUCUCCUAAACGCAAAGCUAGCGACAGCGAAGAGGAUCUCAUUGACCUUCAUCCCUCGCCUUUUCCAGGCGCACAAAGUCACGAACCAAGAUCAGCCUCGAAAACCCAAGCAGAACCAGAACUUCCACUCGAAAACCAUCUCCGAGAAUUCGAUUCUCCCAUCCCUGUCUCCAUUACAAGACAUAUUCCAGACACUGUUAAUCCUAUCGAUUACGCCGAGCCGCCGCGACACCUGGCUCCGCCUUUCCAAGCGUCAGCCCCGCUGUCUUCGCCUGGGGAUACCGAAAAGCAUUAUCCACCACGACUGGCUUCUCCGCCGACUUCGGCACCAUCGCAGAAAAGACAAACUGAUCGGCAAGAUCCAGAUGAGCCGAAUGUGGUAGCCAAUCAAAUAAUGCAGACGCACGUACCUUAGACGAAAAUCGAAAGUGGAAUUAAGCCGAGAGAAAACGACAAGAAAGAAAUGAGACUGAGAAGUAGAAAGAGAAGGAGCAGUCGCUCGUCCGUCAUGGCGCUAAUCACACUCGCCGUCGUUCCCUGUUGUUCUAUAUGCGGGGGUCAUCUUAUCACCAUCCAAUGCCAAGUUCAACCAGCAGGAGCACAAAAUUAUCUGGCUUUGUCUAUUCGUCGUCGUUCUUUCCCACAAUGGUUGCUUGGUCGAUGGUGCCUGAUCACCUGGCCUUCGUCGUCAACUUAAGUCCGGUAACGACAAAAUUCUGUAACGGCAAGGUAGAUGCGAAAACCCCGUACAGCUUUUUCCCCUUCAGUCUACUGCUUUGGAGCGAUUUGUAUAUAUCUAUGUUCAGAU
Molecule: messenger RNA, 3206 nt
Organism: Xylona heveae TC161
Lineage: Eukaryota; Fungi; Ascomycota; Xylonomycetes; Xylonales; Xylonaceae
Exons: 8
Coding region: 309-2813 (834 amino acids)
Biological process (GO): protein deubiquitination
Cellular component (GO): cytosol; nucleus
Source: RefSeq, a predicted model, not a curated record